Messenger RNA from Manis javanica (Malayan pangolin), 5606 nucleotides. RefSeq names its product proline rich transmembrane protein 1B (gene PRRT1B). Gene Ontology annotation, cellular component: membrane. Lineage: Eukaryota; Metazoa; Chordata; Mammalia; Pholidota; Manidae. The record is from RefSeq and is a predicted model, not a curated record.
UUAAAGGCGGCUCCGGGCAAGGGUGCCGAGGGCUCACUCCUCUAGGACCUCCUUGUUGCUCAGAUGUGACCACUGCCCCUUUGCAACUCCUACUCACAUAACACCUCUUUUCUCUGCUAUGUGGGACAUGGCAGACUGGUGACGCAGGAGGUAGCCGUUGGAGUAGGUAGAACAGGACAUGUUGUCCAGGUACAGAUUGGCCAAGUGGAACACUGCCACCAGACUUGUGGUCAACCUGCCAAUCAGGACACAUAAGAAACCACAGCCUGGAGUGGCCAGCCUGAGAAGGGGUUUUCUGAUCCCCCAGUCUGGCCCCAGCAAGGUCCUAGGCACCCAUGCGGAUUUCUUCCUCGAUGUGUUUGUAAACUCCCAGCACCUGCAGCCCUAAGGGCACCCUCUCCGGGGAGCCCCACCUCGUCAGCAGAGCUUUUCUCUUCGCUCCUCAGUGAAAGCCUUGCUGGCCGCUCUGUACUCUUUAUCUGCAGGCCUCAUCCCUCCUCACCUCCGAGAUGCAAUCCUGGGACAAACAGCAGCACAGCCAGGGACGAGUCUUCCUGGUGACAAGGGACCAGAUAUUCCUGACAACUAGACGGCUAAAUCAUCAGUGUUUCCCAAGAAAAGAUCUUGGUCAAAAGGAGGAAAUGUGAGCAGAAACACCUGAGGUGGAGUCAGCGACAUCAAAGGGCCCUAAAGUGGAGUCAGCAGGCCCCUGGGGGGGCCAGUCUUACUCAGGGCCAUCCCAGCUUGAACCUGAACUCUUGGGCCGCACCAACCGUAAGCGGCUACAUCCGGUUUCAGUUCUCAGAAUGAGGCUUUUUGCUGAGCUUCAGUCUAGCAACUAACAGUCAUCUAUCCUACGUGGACCAGCAUUAGUUAUUUUUGGCUAGGCCAGCCCGCAUUCUUUCAAGGCAACGUCUGUAAACCUGUGGUUUUGGCCGUUGGACGCUCCUUCUCCGCCCGCACCCCGCCUCGGAGCGCAUUUCGGGUUCCUCCUGAAUCUGUGUCCUCGGGGCAUAUUCCCAAAGACCCCCGAUGAACUGUUGGUUUGCUUUGCAGCCUCCGUUCUUUCUCGUCGAAAGAAGUCCCCCACCCGCUGCUUUAAAAUUCAGAUUUCACAUUGAAAUAUGCACUUCUGGCCUCCCUCGCUGGAAAAAAAUUAAAAAGCAGAUCUGUGACUCCCUCGGUCCUUGUUGGCCGCAACUACGCCCAGCCGCGCGCCGCUUGCUUGGGGCCGCGCCGCUCCGGCCUGGCCCGCGGCACCUGCGCCCCGCGCCCGGCCCCGCCCCGCCCGCCUCCCUCCGCACCCGCCGCAGGGCCGCCUCGGCUCUCAGCCCUCCGCCCGACCCUGCCCGGCGGGCCCCCUCCGGCCGUCAAUUAUUAACCAGCCGCGCGGCCGGCACCAGGAAACCCGAGCCGCGGCCACAGCGGGGCCGGCCCGGCGCGGGGCGCGGGGGCCGCCGGCGGACCAUGGAGGCAGGAGCGGAAGCGAAGGGGCGCGGCCCUGUGGCCCCCGAGCCCCCCCAGAGCCCCGCGCUGCCGCGGCUGCCGCGCCGCCCGCAGCUCCUGGACCAGGACGGAGGGCCCCGCGCGGAGGUGGCCCCAGAUGCGGCCCCUGAAGGCCCCCAGGCCGACCCGCGGGCCUCGGCCUCCGCGGCGCCCCUUGCCCAGGCCGAAGCCGAGGCCGCGGGCGAGGCCAGGCCGGGGCCCAAGGUGGCAGCCGGUGGAGUCCCCGACAUCGGCUUUGUGGGCGAGCCCCCGCCCUACGCACCGCCCGACCCCAAGGUUGUGCACCUGCUCUACCCGCCUUUCCCGCAGGGGCCGCUGCUCCUCCAGUCCGCGCCCUCGCCGCAGGCCCUGUACCCCCCGCCCGCGCCCCUGUACCCCGGGCCCGUGCCGCCGCUGCUCGCGCCCUUCCCGGUGUACAGCAGCCCUGGGGCUGGCGUGCCAGCCCCUGCCACGGUGGAGCACAGGCCCCCGCCCAAGGACUACAUGACAGAGUCCAUCCUGGUGACCUUCUUCUGCUGCCUGCUCACUGGCAUCGUCGCCUUCGUGUACUCCCAUGAGACUCGCGCCGCCCUGAGCAGAGGGGACCUGGCCCAGGCUGAGGAGGCCUCCCGCAAGGCCCGCUGGCUCGUGCUCUUCAGCCUGCUGUUCGGGGUCUUCGUGUCCACCAGCUGGGUCAUCUACGUGGCAGUGGCACUCCAUGUCCCCUGAGACCUGGUGGUGCCUCUGGGGACGCCGGGAUGCCAAGGGACACCCAGUCUGGCCAGACUCUUUCUGUGGACCUUGAUCACUGCCAGUGGCCAUCUGUUGCCUGCAGAGGAGACCCAGGGGCCAGAGAAGGGUGGGGUUUGCGGCCCUCGCACACCUGGGGCCGGGCCUCAGCCUCUACAUAUGGCCUCGGGCAGUGUCCUAAACUGAGGUGGCCCCCGGGCCAGGCCCAGCUGUGGGAUGGGAGCCCCAUUUCCUCCGUGCCUCCUCCAGAGGUCUUCCUGGGACCGUGCGGAAGGGGCCCCCAUGAACCUGGCCUUCACUGCGCCCCUAGGAGGCCAUCAGAGAGGCCGGAGCGCUCACCGUCCUUGGGGCCGUCUGGAAGGACAUCAGGAACGUGGCCUCCUCCUGCCUCCAGCCCAGCGGGGUGAUGGCAGGCCUGAGGAGCCGCUCUGCCUUCCUCCCUGCAGGGCAGUUGAGGGGGUGGCCUCCUCUCCUCUCCUCAGCAGCUCCUGGCCGGUUGUUCUGCACCCCACCCCUGGGCCCAGGCUCCCCGCAUGCUGAGUCAAUGUUCAGAAUCCAAGGCUGCUUUGUCUGGUCAAUAAAUGAAAGCAGCGCCUGGGCUGGGCUUCACGUCGCUGUUUCCUGGCUCACUUUCAGGGCGAGCGGCCACAUCUGUCCACAGCUGGGCUCGGGGCCUGCCCUCUGGGAGAUGCUGUCAUGCAGAGCAGCUCUGGCGAGGAUCUGUUUGUGCCCACACUGUGCAGCUGCUGCUCCCUAGACCCACUUCUCCCGGGGCUGCUUUGCUAGAAACUUCUCCCCCCUCCACACCGCCUCCUGGCUUCUGCUUACCACCACUUUCUGCCUGUCUUUCAGCUCUCACCUAUCCCUGGAGGGUCAGCUGGGUUCCCCCGUGGUGGAGGCCACCCUGGUUGGGAUGUGCUGUCUCUCGGGUUGCCCCGAGGCUGCUGCACGCUGUAUAUUGGUGCCCUUGCACCAGAUACCAGGCACCCCUGUCCGGUCACUGUGGUCCUGAGAGUGGCCCUCUGUUUGAACAAGAUUCAGAACUUGGGGCAGUGGAUGGGGCCCAGGGACUGAGGGCACAGUGGGGCUCUGCAGCCCCAUUAGGGGUGUCAUCAUUGCAGUAGCUCUCUUGGCUUCCCCCAGUCCCCUCUCCCAAGGACAGUCCUUGCCUUCACAGGUUUUCUGGUUUCUCGAGGAACCUGGGUUUUCCCCAUGUGUAAAGUGGGGUAACACCCCAGCUGCCUCUGGAGUUGUGAGCGCCAGCAUGGUACCUGGCCUGCAGGGGGCGACCAGCCUGUGGGGGGCUGAGGUGGGGUUUUUGCAGGGCCUUCCAGGCCUAAGGCAGUGGGGAGCAGGGAGUCAGGGUCUUCCCAGGAGCUUCAGGGCAGCAGGAAUCCCAGCCAGCAGAGAGGGGACUCCAUUAACGGUGUUUUUUCCUGUGGAGGAGCCCGAGCUUCCGCCCGAUUCUCAAAGGGGUCUGUGAUCCGAUGAGCAAAAGCCAUCCGCUCGUUGCAGAUGGAAGAGGCCCCGGCUGAGCCAUAAAAGAUCAACAGCUCAUGUUAAAUCAGGGGCUUUCUGUGCACCCCGUGUGCCGCCCACAGUCCUGGCAAGGCGGCUGGAGCACGAGGACAGCCCAGCCCAGCCCAGCCCUGGGGGUGCUCGGGGAGCUGGAGGGACCCGGAUGAAGAAGUGAGGAGCGACUGGUUGGAGAUCAAGACAUGGCCUGUGCCCUAGAGCCCCGGGCUGGUCCCGAAUUAGAAUAUGAAACACUGAACUGCGUAAAAGCCACAGAAAAGGAGGAAGCCAUUUUUUAGGGACCAAUAGAUGCCAAAAAGCAUUUGGUAGAACCGGAUAGCUACAGCUCUUCUCACUAAAAUUAUAAGUAAAAUCAGGAUAGAAAGAAUCAUCUAGAUCCGUGUUCCUUGAAUUAAGUAUAUAAGAGACGCCAGGGAAAGCUCAUGAAAACGCAGCUCUGUUUCAGUAAGUAGGACCUGAGAUUCUGCAUUUCCAGUGAGCUCCCAGUGACGCUGAAGUUGGCACAUGAAACCACAGCAAAUGGCACAUUAGGUGGGAAACGGUUAAGACCAUUAAAAGUCAUUAUAACCGGGAUCAAGCCAGGGAUGCCCCAGUGUCUUUAUUCAGCACGGCUUUGAGGUUCUAGCCAGUGUAAAAAUAAAUAACAAGGUGAAAUUUGCAUGAAAACUGGAAGAGACAAAAUGAUUCCCUAGAAUAUCUAAAAGUCAAUGGAAAAAUUAGAACUGAUAAGAGAACUCAGGAAAGUGGGUUCAAUAGCCACAAACAAUAGCCAAUAGCAAUAAUGAAAAGCAGAAAAAAAUUUUUAAUUACACUUGCAAUUAUGAUAAAUUCCUAGAUUUUACUGUUUUUAACAAGAAAGAUCCAGAUGCAAAUGAAGAAAAAUAUUUUUUUAAUUAGUAAAAGACAGAAAAAACUGGACAAAAUAUCUGGAUAGGAAGAUAAAGUAUCAUGAAAAUAUCUAGUCUUUGAGAUGUAAUGUAAUUCCAACAAGAGAACCAAGCUUUUAAAACUAUGACAAAAAUGUUUUAAAGAAUUAAUAUAAAAGGAAAUGUACAAAAAUUACUAAUUAUUUUUUUUAAAUUUAAUGAGUGGGGCUUCUUUCACCAGACAUUAAAACUUGCAUAAAGUUGCAAUAGUUAAGAGAGAAUGGCUUUUUUUCAUACACAUCAGUGAAAAAUGUUAUAAAGGCCAGAGAACAUUCCAAGUAUGUAUGGAAAGUUGACAUCUGAUCAAAAUGGCAUUUUAGUUGAGGGCUCAUAAAUUAAAGCAGAGUUGACUCUCUGGUUGGAAACAUUAAUUUAUUGUAUGCAAAAAUCAAUUCUAGAUGGAUUAAAGAGCUAAGUGUAAAAUCAAGCUCAUUAAUAACUGCAGAAAGUGUAGGAGAAUAUUUGCAUAACUUCAGGGUGUGGGGCAGUAAAGAAAGGGAAGUCUGUAAACAUCUGGAAAAACAUGGAAAGAUGGAGAGAUUUGAGUUCUAUUUCUGAGGAAAGUACAGAUUUAAGCCAUGAGAUGACUUUCACUUACCAGAUUGAAUGCAUCCGGAGCUGGGGGUGGUACUCAGCACAUUCCCUCCCAUGAAGUACUGCUGGGUGUGUAUUACUCGGUCCUUAUGGAAAGUAGAUUGAUAGCAUUGAUCAUGUAUGUACCACAUAUUUACAUGCAUGUAAGUGGAAAGAAAGCACAGAGUCUUACGAGUGGGAUGUAUUCCAAACUGCUGGCCAUGGCUACCUUUAGGCAGGGAAUGGGUCUAGGAGGACUUACGCAAAUACAUUGCUUGAGCUUUAAAACACAGAUGUACUUGUGUGUUGUGUAUCAAAAAAUAACUGAAAAAAAAA